Messenger RNA from Lolium perenne, 1031 nucleotides. RefSeq names its product protein YABBY 2. NCBI's taxonomy places the organism in Eukaryota, Viridiplantae, Streptophyta, Magnoliopsida, Poales, Poaceae. The record is from RefSeq and is a predicted model, not a curated record. Gene Ontology annotation, biological process: cell fate commitment; multicellular organism development; abaxial cell fate specification. Gene Ontology annotation, cellular component: nucleus.
UAAAUAUCGGACGGCACUCUGACCCGCUAGCUAGUGGUCCUUGGUCUCUUCUUCUACUCCGUCAUCUUCCUCAUCCUCUCUCCCCUGCCGGCCUUCCCUUUCUUCUUUUGUUCUCGAUAUCUUGCAACGUCGGGAGGGGAAAAGAAUGUCGGCACAGAUCGCGCCGGCGGAGCAUGUGUGCUACGUGCACUGCAACUUCUGCAACACAAUUCUCGCGGUCAGUGUUCCCAGUAAUAGCAUGCUGAACAUCGUGACCGUUCGUUGUGGGCACUGCACUAGCUUGCUUUCGGUGAACUUGAGAGGUUUAAUCCAGUCACCACCACCUGUGCAAGAUCAUUCCCAGGAGAAUCUCAAGGCUCACAAUAUCAGCUUUCGAGGAAAUUACCCUGACUAUAGCUCUUCUUCCAAAUACCGUAUGCCAAUGAUGUACUCAACCAAAAGUGACCCAGAACAUAUGCUACACAUGCGACCAGCUACCGAGAAGAGGCAGCGGGUUCCUUCAGCGUAUAACCGAUUUAUUAAGGAAGAGAUACGGAGGAUAAAAACAAACAACCCCGACAUAAGCCACAGAGAAGCCUUCAGCACUGCAGCAAAGAACGUUAGUACAUGCUACGCAUAACACCUAUGUUGUACUACCACAGUUUUACAUUUACAGUGGGCGCAUUUCCCUAACAUACAUUUCGGCCUAGCCUCCAGUGAGAGCAGCAAGAAGCUGGACGAGGCCAUCGCGGCGCCUAUCCCCCAGAAAGUUCAAGGUCUCUACUGAGACGAAUAUUCCUCUAUGCAUGAUAUUUCAUAUUGUAAGUAAUUAAUUUAAGGAAAUCUAAGUUAUUUCUAAAUCAGUUUGUGAGUGGGUACGUGUAAGAUCACUUGCGAGCGGCAUGCGUGAAGUGAGAAAAAAAAAGCAUAUGGAAAGUGCAUGCAGCUAGCUAGCUAACGCCCAUGCAUAUGAAAGUCUUCUGAAUAAAUCCCUUGAUCGAUCACCCUGUUGUUAUUUGGUUGCUUAAAAAUAAUUAUCCUGUUUUUUAUUA